This is a messenger RNA of Hippocampus comes (tiger tail seahorse), 2034 nucleotides long. Its product is annotated as nuclear cap-binding protein subunit 1. Gene Ontology annotation, biological process: regulation of mRNA processing; mRNA export from nucleus; nuclear-transcribed mRNA catabolic process, nonsense-mediated decay. The coding region runs from base 54 to 1808 and encodes 584 amino acids. Gene Ontology annotation, cellular component: nucleus; nuclear cap binding complex. Gene Ontology annotation, molecular function: RNA cap binding; mRNA binding. The record is from RefSeq and is a predicted model, not a curated record. NCBI's taxonomy places the organism in Eukaryota, Metazoa, Chordata, Actinopteri, Syngnathiformes, Syngnathidae. The transcript has 17 exons.
GACUGCUUCUUCUACUUGUUUUUUUCAGGAGGCGAUCGAAGACUCAUCUCCCCAUGCUUCAGGUGUGGACUGCUGAGAAGCCCCACCCUCAAGAGGAGUACUUGGACUGCCUUUGGGCACAGAUCCAGAAACUAAAGAAGGAUCGCUGGCAAGAACGUCAUAUCCUACGUCCGUACAUCGCUUUUGACAGCGUGCUGUGUGAGGCUCUGCAGCACAACUUGCCCCCCUUCACGCCGCCCGGACACAUGCCCGAUGCCGAGUACCCCAUGCCCCGCGUCAUCUUCCGCAUGUUCGACUACACUGACGCACCUGAGGGUCCGGUUAUGCCCGGCAGUCAUUCUGUGGAGAGGUUUGUCAUCGAAGAGAACCUGCACUGCAUCAUGAAGACUCAUUGGAGAGAGCGCAGAACUUGCGCCGCCCAGUUACUCAGCUACCCUGGCAAAAAUAAGAUCCCCCUCAACUAUCACAUUGUGGAGGUGAUUUUUGGAGAACUUUUUCAGCUGCCCUCUCCCCCUCACAUUGAUGUAAUGUACACGUCACUGCUGAUCGAACUUUGCAAACUGCAGCCAGGCUCGCUGCCACAAGUUUUAGCCCAAGCCACAGAGAUGCUCUACAUGCGACUGGACACCAUGAACACCACCUGCAUCGACAGACUCAUCAACUGGUUCUCCCACCAUUUGAGCAACUUCCAGUUUCGAUGGAGCUGGGAUGACUGGGCUGACUGUUUGACAUUGGAUCUUGAGAAACCCAAACCCAAAUUUGUCAAAGAGGUUCUGGAGAAGUGCAUGAGGCUGUCCUACCACCAAAGGAUAGUGGAAAUUGUUCCACCCACUUUCGCCGCCCUCAUUCCGGCCGAGCCUGUCUUCAUCUACAAAUAUGCUGACGAAAGCGCUUCGUUGUUGCCGGGUUACGCCAUGUCAGUGACCGUCUGCAACGCCAUCAAGAACCGAGCGUCCAACGAGGAGAUUCUCACCAUCCUCAAAGAUGUGCCCAACCCCAACCAGGACGACGACGACGACGAAGGUGAGAGCUUCAACCCGCUGAAAGUGGACGUUUUCUUGCAGACGCUUCUUCACCUGGCAGCCAAAUCCUUCAGCCACUCAUUCAGUGCUCUCGGCAAGUUUCACGAGAUCCUGAAGAACCUGACAGAGAGCGACGAGGGCAAACUGCACAUUCUCAAGGUGGUCUACCAGGCGUGGAAGAACCACCCACAGAUGAUCGCCGUGCUGGUGGACAAAAUGAUCCGGACGCAGAUUGUGGACUGCGCUGCUGUGGCCAACUGGCUUUUCUCUCAGGACAUGGCUCACGAGUUCACCAGACUUUACAUUUGGGAGAUUCUGCACUCGACCAUCCGGAAGAUGAACAAACACGUCCAAAAAAUCCAGAAGGAGCUGGAGGAGGCCAAGGACAAGCUGGAGAAGCAGCAAAAUAAGAGGCCGAGGGACAGCGGCGACGAAGAAGACAUGGAAAAGAACAGCGAGGAUGAGGAGGGUCAGCUGGAGGAGCAGAUCGAUAGGCUGCAGGAGAAGGUGGAGUCGGCUCAGAGCGAGCAAAAGAACCUCUUCCUCGUCAUCUUCCAGCGCUUCAUCAUGCUGUUGACUGAGCAUCUGGUGCGCUGUGAGACGGGCAGCGUCAACGUCAGCACGCCGUGGUACAAGAACUGCGUAGAGAGACUACAGCAGAUCUUUCUCAUGCACCACGUGACCAUCCAGCAGUACAUGGGCACGUUGGAAAAUCUGCUGUUCACAGCUGAGCUGGACCACCACAUCCUAGCCGUCUAUCAGCAAUUUUGCGCCCUUCAGCUCUGAAAAGCCUCUGCACAACUUUACGGCUCUUGCAUCAAGAAUCUCCUCAGCCAUUAAAAAAAAAAACAACAAAAAAAAAACAACAAUACACAAUAUUUGCAAUACUGUUUUUUUUUUCUUUUUAAACUGGUCCUUGAUGGACUCAAAGUCCAGAGAGAACCUUCCAACAUUUGUUUUAUAUUUGUUUUAUGUGGUAUUGAAUAGGAAUUAAAACUCCAGUUCUUUAAAC